Messenger RNA from Cephus cinctus (wheat stem sawfly), 1718 nucleotides. Its product is annotated as LIM/homeobox protein Awh. The record is from RefSeq and is a predicted model, not a curated record. Gene Ontology annotation, biological process: neuron differentiation; regulation of transcription by RNA polymerase II. The coding region runs from base 291 to 1265 and encodes 324 amino acids. The transcript is spliced from 5 exons. Gene Ontology annotation, cellular component: nucleus. Gene Ontology annotation, molecular function: DNA-binding transcription factor activity, RNA polymerase II-specific; RNA polymerase II transcription regulatory region sequence-specific DNA binding. NCBI's taxonomy places the organism in Eukaryota, Metazoa, Arthropoda, Insecta, Hymenoptera, Cephidae.
ACUUCAGUCUUCUCCGGACCACGAUUCGGAUCGGGAUACGCAUCUUGGACAAAGUGUGUUACCCUAACCUUAAAGCGUGAGGUCAUUAUAUUAUAAUUGUUAUUUUGUUUGAAUUCUGUUACAUCGCCGUGAUCUGUUACGUGACACGCUGCUUACUUUUAAUCUGUGCAGGAAGAAUAUCUGUGCGCGACUUUUAACACACUCGUCAGCCAAUUGAACCAGCGUAAACGAACGAUGAAUGGAGAGUUAUUUGUUUUGUGACGCUUACUGUCAUCGUCUCGGAUUUAAACAUGAAGACCGAGAUCGAAACGGACUCCGAUUGCCCAGACAGCUUGAUCUGCUCGAACAACAACAACAACAUAACAAAGUCAAAGAGCAACAUCACCGAGAGCAACGAUGGCGCGGAGAUGGACUGCGGGGGUUGCGGGGAGAGUGUGCGGGAACGUACAGUUUUGUGCGUAGGGGGUAGGACCUGGCACUCGAGGUGUUUGAAGUGUUGCGCAUGCGCAAGACCGCUUCACGAUCAGCAUUCCUGUUUUCUGCGCGGCAUGAGGCUCUACUGUAGACACGAUUACGCGCUGACCUUCGGUGCCAAGUGCGCCAAGUGCGGCAGGAGCGUCGGCGCCGGGGACUGGGUCCGCAAAGCCAGAGACCGGGUCUACCAUUUGGCCUGUUUCGCCUGCGACGCCUGUUCCCGUCAGCUGUCCACCGGGGAGGAGUUUGCUCUGCUGGACGCCAGGUUGCUCUGCAAGGUUCAUUACCUUGACGUGGUCGAGGGUAACAACACCUCGUCCUCGGAGGACUGCGAUUCCGAGCACGGCGGCAAGGGCAGCAAGACCAAGAGGGUCAGGACGACCUUCACCGAGGAGCAGCUCUCCGUUCUCCAGGCCAACUUUCAGCUGGACAGCAAUCCGGACGGUCAGGAUCUGGAGAGGAUAGCCCAUGUCACUGGGCUCAGCAAGAGAGUGACCCAGGUCUGGUUCCAGAAUUCCAGGGCGCGACAGAAAAAGCACAGUGGCAAGAUCAAGACUCAGAUGCACCAUUCACCACCUCUGCAACAUCAUCCUGGCGACCUGUACCCAGCUGGAGUCAACGUGGUCGGAGCUUACCUAGGUAACUACCAAGGCGGAAGUGUAGGAAGCGAAAGUCCAGGAAGUCCACUGACACCCCUCACGCCGUUGACGCCACUCACCCCCACAACACCGACUCAUCUUCAGGCUCAAUUCUGUCAUCAGAGUAAUCAUCCGGGCGCCAAGGCCGGCUAAGACCAGACUCUCAAACCUUCUUUAUAUUUUUUUAAUUUCUUUUUUUUCCCUUUUGUACAUUUCCCUUCAAUCCUUUUUCUUUUCCAUCCCAAUUUCGCCUAACUCAUCCAUGUACAUAAGGCAAGGAGGUCAGGGUACCAUUGUAAAUAGAUAUUAGCUAGAGACUAAGGGCAGAUAUGCAUCUACCACUUUAUUUAUUCCAUGUCCACUAUAAUCAUGUACUACACAAUGUAACGCCUGUGCACCAAGUGGAUGGUAUUCCAGGUAGAAUGAUCCACGAAAAUUGUAUAAAGUGUGAGGAAACGGUACAUGAGUAUCCGCCUUUGUAAUAUGUAACGUGCGUAAUGCGUGAUGUAUAAAAAGAGCAUAUCUUGGAUAUCGACAGUAGAUCCAAGGCGUUAGUUAAGGUCGUUUACAUACACGAGAAUAAGUGGCUCGUGUUAACGUUAUAAA